CAAAAGUGAUGUGGCAUUUCUGUUUCUUCAACGGGUUGGCCCUCGACAUCUAAGGAAUAUGGACGCUACACUACAUAUCCUAAGGCACCGUCAUUUCCUGGGCGACGCGAGUUCAAGCCAAGAAAUUCUUAGGUUGAAAGUCAUGAUAAAUACACCGUCCAGACGAUGAGCGCGGGCGAGACGGGCCUGCUAACGCGCUGGGUUCCGGAGCGGUUUAAGCACUCGGCCGCGUACCGGCUCCUACUCCGCCUCACACGAGUACUACAGUUACUGUCGGCCGUCAUCUCGCUGGGGAUCUUCUCGCAGCGCAUGUACAAGGUGUACCGGCUGGUCAAUUCGAUCAAGACGCGGCGCGGCGUCAACGAGUCCUACGGCGCCGUCGAGGGCAUCCUGGCUGCUGCUGUUCUGUAUACCCUAGCUGCUACUCUGCUGGGCCUGCUGCUUAAGGGCAGCGGCCCGCGCUGGCUGCGCUGGCUGUGGGUUAUGUUUGACGUCGCCUUUGUUGGUGCUUUUAUCGCCUUCGCCGUCCUCACCUCCCCCGACGGUGGCUUGGCCGGCCCCGGUCACUGCUAUGCCCCUGACCACCGCGAUGCUGCCGACGCUGGGAACCUCACGGGCAAGACCGCCAACAAGGCCGACGACUCGUGCAAUCUCCCCUAGAGCACGUUUAUACUAGCGAUUAUCAGCACGUAAAGUGUCCUCCACGCCGUCACAGCCGCCUUCCGUGAGGUGCGCGACCGCUACAAGGACCACCACCGGCACACCAGGGAGGCCGAGGCCGAGGCGCAGGUGAUUGCCAACCAGCAUCGGCCAGCGGAGGCUGGCUGUGCGCCACAGAACGGCCAGUACCUCGAGCCGGGGCCUGGCUACGGGGGCAGAUCGGAGCCGAGGCCGUUUCAGUAGAAUUAGGAAAAGAGGCAGGGCUCUGUAGAAAAUAAAUACCUACCUUUGUAAAAAGUUGCAUGUUCUCUUCGUUAUACAUACACUUUGGCGU
This is a messenger RNA of Lasiosphaeria miniovina, 994 nucleotides long. RefSeq lists its product as uncharacterized. The transcript has 2 exons. The record is from RefSeq and is a predicted model, not a curated record. Bases 166 to 660 code for a protein of 164 amino acids. NCBI's taxonomy places the organism in Eukaryota, Fungi, Ascomycota, Sordariomycetes, Sordariales, Lasiosphaeriaceae.